Molecule: messenger RNA, 1107 nt
Organism: Nothobranchius furzeri (turquoise killifish)
Lineage: Eukaryota; Metazoa; Chordata; Actinopteri; Cyprinodontiformes; Nothobranchiidae
Gene: nxnl2
Product: nucleoredoxin like 2
Biological process (GO): visual perception; photoreceptor cell maintenance; sensory perception of smell
Source: RefSeq, a predicted model, not a curated record
GCUGUAAGUAGCUUUUAGCGGAAGGUAAACAGCAACCUCCAGACGCAGGUGAAAGAAACGUAGCGGCUAUGAGCUGAGUCGAUACUCCGAGUGGUCAGACCUCCGUGGCGUUUUGUGUUGAGACACCUGAGAGUUUGGCAGAUAUGGUGGAGGUAUUUUCCGGCCGGACACUUUUGAAUAAAGACGGGGACUUCGUGGACCCCGAGGAGGCGCUGAGGAACAAAGUGGUAGGGAUUUACUUCUCAGCGGGAUGGUGUCCGCCCUGUCGAGACUUCACUCCCGUCCUGUGUGAUUUCUACACCGAGCUGGUGGAGGAGAGCGACCCUCCUGCGCAGUUUGAGAUAGUUUUUGUCUCCUCUGACAAGAAUACUGACGACAUGGUGGAAUAUUACCACGAUAUGCACGGAGACUGGCUCGCUUUGCCCUGGACGGAUGAGUACAAGCACGAGCUGAAGCAGCGUUACAAGAUCACAGCAGUCCCUAAACUUGUGAUUGUGAAGGAGAAUGGCGACGUGAUCACCGACAAGGGCAGGAAACAGAUCCGAGACUGGGGCCUGGCUUGCUUCAGGUCCUGGCUGGACGCCGCAGAGAUCUUUCAGAACUUUAAGGGUUAGAAGAACCGUGAACCGAAAUCAGUGGGCUGAACAACACCUGCAGAAAAGUACAGAAAUAUUUCAGUCUGACAUAAAUGAAAAAAGAACAGAUUUAAUUCUUUACACAAUCUUGUCAUCUUGUUAAGGAGUGGGUACUUUCAGCCUUAAAGCAGAAACGCAUGACCUGAUGCCAGCCUUGCAAGCAUAAGCUGCUUUAGUUCCAAACAUCCUAUGCAUAUGAUAUACAUCUCAGACUUCUCCAUUAGGGAAAUUGUCUGUUUAGUGUAAUUACCAGCUGCUGCAGUUCUCAGGUUAUUUGACAAAAUGUAGAUUUAUUGUCCUUUAAAAGCUUUGCCACCAGAUUAACUUUCAGCUCUCCCUGAGAUUGAUUCAAAUAGCUUUUGUAGUUUUAUUACCUCUUUCAGCAAAAAGACGUAGUUCUGUUUUGAACUGCCUGUAUAUUUUUAUAAUUUAUUUGUAAUGGAAUAAUAAUAAUAAAAUUCAUAUAUUGUGA